Molecule: messenger RNA, 942 nt
Organism: Vicia faba (fava bean)
Lineage: Eukaryota; Viridiplantae; Streptophyta; Magnoliopsida; Fabales; Fabaceae
Source: the annotation of a GenBank genome assembly
AUGAGUAACUCAAACCAACAUGAAAGUAAAGAAUCUUCAGAAACAAGUUCACCACCUGAACUCCAAUCUUCCAUACAUGACCCACAACAUGUACCUAGGAGUAUGUCAAAAGAAUUAACACCUUUUCAACGUAUGUUUUCUGAUCCAAAUCUUCCACCUCAACCUCAACAAUCGUUACAGGACCCUAUUCCAAAACUCACACCGUUUCAAAGGAUGUUUUCUAAACAAAUCCCGCCACCUCAACCAACGGUUCAAAGUCGUGUUCCUCAACUAAGGCCGUUUCAUUUUCAGCCCAUUUUUUCACAUCCAGUUCCACGGCCUCGACCGUUAAUUCCACCACUUCAACAACCAAUCUUGUAUUUCCCUCCUCGUCCUUCACAUCCUCCUCCUCCUUCUCCACCGUAUCAACCUCCACGCGUUCGCGCUCGCCUUAACCUACCAAGUGAGAAAAGCGAAACCAUCCCUAUACCUUUUCCAUGGGCAACUAACCGAAGAGCAAGCAUUCACAGUAUACAUUAUCUUCGACAAAACGGAAUAGUUAACAUCACUGGAGAUGUCCAAUGCAAGAGAUGCGAUGCAGCAUUUCAAAUGUCAUUUGAUGUGAGAGAGAAGUUUCCUGAACUCUGGACAUAUAUUCUCGAAAACAGGCAAUUCAUGAAUGAUAGGGCGCCACCAAAUGUUUGGAUGAAUCCAACAUUGCCGGACUGCGUGCAUUGUAAUCAAGAAAACUGCGUGAAACCAAUAAUCGCUAAGAAGAAAAAGAAUAUCAAUUGGCUGUUUCUGUUGCUAGGUCAAUUGCUUGGCUGUUGUAACCUUGCACAGUUGAAAUAUUGCUGCAAACACACAAACAAUCAUCGAACCGGUGCAAAGGAUAGAGUUCUUUAUUUAACGUAUCUCGCACUCUGCAAGCAACUUGAUUCUACCGGACCUUUUAAUGUAUGA